Epinephelus moara (kelp grouper) is the source of this 691-nucleotide messenger RNA. It is a transcript of the gene thrsp, whose product is annotated as thyroid hormone responsive. Lineage: Eukaryota; Metazoa; Chordata; Actinopteri; Perciformes; Serranidae. Gene Ontology annotation, biological process: regulation of lipid biosynthetic process. The record is from RefSeq and is a predicted model, not a curated record. Bases 19 to 435 code for a protein of 138 amino acids. The transcript has a single exon. Gene Ontology annotation, cellular component: cytosol.
CCACAUCCAACUGGAACCAUGCAGUCUGCCGAAGCCAAAUUCAACAAAAACAGCCUGCUCUUGGCUCUGAGGCGAUACAGCUCAGCUGUUAGCGACAUGGAGCAGACCAUUCUCCUGCCGAGCCUGCUGCGAGAUGUACCCUCUGAUGAGGCGUGGGACUGUGAAGCAGCAGAGGAGUCCUGCAGAGACCUGUAUGGCACCUAUCAGCUGCUCAAAGCCAUAAGAAACACUGUGGAGAGCAACCUGGGUCUCCUGGAUGACCACAAGUCCAAGAACACAGCGCUCAACAAGACCCUGGAGCCUCUCUUGGACACAGAUCCUGAAGGUCUCUUCCGCUUCCACCUCACAGGACUGUUUUCUGUGAUGAUUGACCUCACCAAGAAGACUCAGAGCCUCACAGAGAAAUAUAUGGACAUCAUUGGAGUGGCAAAUUAGAAACCUGUAAGAUAUAUAUGGACAUAAAGCAAAAUACCUGGUGUUUGUAAAAGUGCUGUGGCAAAGUCAUCUGAACAUCCCAAAUGUCCAUACUGUUUACACUCAGUGACUUCUAACUUAAUGAAAAUGGAAUAAACGUGCGUUGUCAAUACUGAUCAAUUUGAUCUCUUCAUUUGCUGACUGUUAUAGUCUCUUGGAAACUGUGGUUUAAGAGUAUGGCAAAUGUUGACUGAUUAAAUGAUCAUGAAAAAACAGA